AUGGGUUGGAUCAUCAACGCAACGCCAGAGGUGGAGGCCCAAUCCAACUACAAGACGAUCCUGAUCGUUACCCUCCUCCUCUGCAUUCUCGCAACGUGCAUUGGCUCAUUGCGCAUAUGGGUUCGAGCUCGGGCUCGAGAGACGAGAUACGGCCUCGGCUUACCGGUAGCCCUGCGCCCUGCCGAGAAUCUUAUCAUAUACACUCGAGUCAACUUCGCGGGCAGGCCAAUCUACCAGCUCGGCAUCAGCUUCUUCAAACUAGCCCUGCUCAUAAACUACCUGCGGCUAUUCAAGGGCUCACAUAGGCAGGUCUACAGGAAGGUUGUCUGGGGAGCUAUCAUCGACAAAUCGUGGAACCCCUUUAAAGAAGGAACAUGCCUUCCUCCCACCCCGGCGUUUACGGGCUAUGCUGUCGUUACCAUCCUUUCCGAUAUUGCUGUAGCUUUGAUCCCUAUUCCAGUUCUCCUCGAACUUGGGAUCAGCCCUGCUAAGAAAUUCGGAUUAAUCGGAAUCUUUGUGCUUGGUUUGUUCACGACCCUUUGCUCAAUCCUUCGCUGCCUCCAAAUCAACAGGAUUCAGCAUGGCGAUGGCAAUUCAACAAUGCUGGUGCUUUGGGGCGUCAUCGAAUUCAACGUUGGGACGUACAUCACUGCCGGAUCCGAAAUCAACGAGACAAGCUCAAACGGGAGUCAAGAUGAUAUCCUCAAAUCAGGGAAUGGUCCCGAGCCUGUUCCUGGUAAUGCCAUUCUCAAGUCGGUUUCAUAUAGCAUCAACAGUAUCAAGGUUAAUCCCCAGAAUCCUCAAGGGCGACCUGAAGGGGCCUGA
Parascedosporium putredinis is the source of this 825-nucleotide messenger RNA. Lineage: Eukaryota; Fungi; Ascomycota; Sordariomycetes; Microascales; Microascaceae. The record is from the annotation of a GenBank genome assembly.